Molecule: messenger RNA, 2712 nt
Organism: Cladocopium goreaui
Lineage: Eukaryota; Dinophyceae; Suessiales; Symbiodiniaceae
Source: the annotation of a GenBank genome assembly
UUAUAGCACAAAGGGUACACCAACACCAAGCUAUGAUUGCGGCGGAGGUCGACAGCUCUCGCGUGCUGGUCGAUGGCCGGCCUGCCCCUGCGCUUUCGGAAAUCACAGCGUCAGAUGCGAGUCUCUCCGGCACCGGAGUCUGCGGCACUUGCUGGAGCCACGACGAUGUGGCGCAGGUUGGUCUUUUGGAGAUCCCUCUUCAUGCUGAUUAUCACCAUGAGCAGCUCACUGAUGAAAGGGGUUGCACCCUUGGGCCCCAAAGUCACCAGUACCAGACUCAUUUUGAUCUUCCGCGGCCUCUGUGGUGUUGGUUUCAUGGCCACCUACUACUACUCCCUGGCGGUGCUUCCCAUGUCCGACGCGGUGGUUCUGACCUACACCAGCCCGGUGUUGACGGCCCUGGCUGCCACCCUCUUCCUGGGAGAGACCUGGCAUAGCUUGGACUUUUUGGGCAGCGCCUUGUGCCUCACAGGUGUGAUGAUGAUCGGCAAACCACCAAUCCUUUUCCACCUCUUGGGACAAAAAGAUGAAGCUGAGCUGUCGCCACUGGGUUUGUUAGCUGCGAGCACUGCAGCAUUGUGCGCCACUUGCGUGUAUUUGAUCAUUCGCAUCUUGAAAGACAGGGACGUUCAUUCCCUGGUCUUCGUGAAUUACUUGGCCCUGGCCGCCGUGGUGACGUCGCCCUUGCUGGGCUUGGCCUUUGAGGAGCGCUGGCUGCGGAGGCCAAGCCCCUGGGCCCUGACGCUGCUGUUCCUGUUGGCCUCAUUGGCAUCGCUGGGGGAGACGCUGCUGGCGGUGGGGCUCAAGAUGGAGACGGCCGCCAAGGCCACGUCCAUGAACUACCUGCAGGUGGUCUUCGCCUUCUUCUUCCAAGGCGACGUCUUGGGCGAAGCCGCCAGCGACAGCCUCAGCCAGCUGGGUGCCGCGAUGAUCUCGGCCUGGGGCGUGGUGGCCUUGGCGAAGGAGACCUGGGCGCCGGAGGUGGACGAGAAAGAGGAACCCUUGUUGAAGCGCUGUUUCAACUUUGGUCCCAACUUCAAACACGCGGCGCCCAGCAGUUCCUUCACUACCUGGCCGGGUGGAGGCGACAUGUUGGUGCGGGUGGAUUGUCCCAUCCUGGGAAACUCGCAACGAAUCCGUAUCUACAAAGAGAUCCAGAUCCAUGGCGAGGUAAGUCUCAAGCGAAAUGUCCAACGCCUGGUUGCCAACAAAAAGUUCUUGGAGAUGCAAAAGAGUCAGCGCUCCUGGGCCAUCCGCGUGGACGGCCUGGAGCCAGAGUUCAACGGCUCGUAUCAACGCGCCGGGGCCAAGAACAACAUGCCCUUGUAUCGCAAGAAUGGGGGCAAAUGUGCCAUUUUCUUCAGCGAGAAGAAGGAGUGGCGCAUCGUUGAGCUGUCGGACACUGAGAUGGAGAAGGUAGACUUGGAACAGCAGAAGGUCAUGGCCCACGCCUUGGCCUCGGAGCUGAAGGACGACACCGCGCCACCGCGCAUCGGAUGGGAACGGCCUCCGGAGGAGAUGGGCUACGUGGCCGUGGAGGACUUCAGGAGUGCUAUGAAGAAGGGCAGCAACGAUGCGGAAUCCUCCAAGAUCAUCCAACUGCUCCGAGGCACUGUGAGUGGAGAGGAAGUCGUCUUCCGUUCACCUGGGAAAACCACCUUGGAAGCGGAAUGGGAGAAGCUGGCGAAUCCGGGCAUGGGCGCUGAAGCCACGUGGAGCGCAGCCGUGGAGAUCUCCCAAGAUCGCUUGAUGAACAAAUUGGGCCUUCCUCAGUGCAAGGUGAUUGAGACGGCUCACCCUUAUGAGACGGCAGAGCAUUCCUUCACCAAGACUGUGUCCAUUGAGACCGAUGGCCCCAUCGAAGUGCACUUUGGAAAGGAGUGCCGAACCUAUGACCACCGUACCACUUUGUGCGUCUACGGGGGAGGGCUCAGCAAAGCCUUGGUGGGUGUUGGUGCGCGCGUCCAUGUUAAGGUCCCUACAGGUCGUGAAGAAGCACACGGCACCAUCUUCGGUCGGGCUGAAGGCACCGUUGCGCAACGGUUGCUUCCGGGUGGGCGAUGGAAGGUGCGCGUGGACAAGGACGAGGCUGAGAUCUGUGGCUGCUUCAAGGAAUGGGUCGAUUCUUCGGACAAUGGACGAGAGCCCUGGCAAAACCCUGACAUGUGGCAUGAUCGCUACUGCAUGAGCUGUGUUGCUGAAGAGCAGAAAAAGUGCACGGUGAUCUAUUCGGAUGGAACCACGGUGGGCAGUGAGAUUGCUGGAUUCAGGUUUGAUACCUCGGAUCCCUUGGUUCCCUUCUCCGUCAGCGGCUUCAACGCCAAGGGCCCUGCGCAGACAGCGGGCGUCAUGGUGGGUUGGUUCCUGGACUUGGGAGCCUUGCUAAAGGAGGAGCAGUUCAUAGAACUGGACGCCCCGGAAUUGGGGCCUGUACCAACUUCCAUGACGGAGGUGGCAAACAACAUUGGAAACUUCCAGAAGCGUUUGGACAUGUUGCUCUCCCUGACCGAUGUGGCGUUGACCUUUGUGAACGGUCUGGAUUUUCAGCUGCUGCCACAGUGCCGAGUGAAGUACGAGGAGGCGGUGGGCUCCGAGAUCAGUGGCCUCAGCGAGAAGGGCGGCGUCAUUACGAUUGAUGGCUUCAGCAAGACCGCAGGCCACCGCUGUGACCACAGGCGGAAUUCCAUCCACUUAUUGGGUAAUGGGAGAUAA